AUGACAGUAGCUGAUUAGUCUCUCGACAUUCGACAAUGAGACAAUCUGCUUUUUAAAAAAUAGAUCUAUAUAUAUGCAUAUGUGUAUCAUAUUGUAUACACGCAUGUUGAAUAGUAUUACAACUUGACCAAGAUAAAUUUCUCAUUCUCCGUCGACCUAUUUAUAUAUAUAUAUAUAUAUAUAAAGAAAAGAUUCAUGAAACUGGACCAGCCUGUUGAAUCUUGUCCCAUUCACAAAUGUCCCAAUAUAUAAAUAAAGACCUUUCAUAUCUAAACUUGAAACCCAUUAUCAACCACUUUAAAACCUUCUAAGCAAGAGUUUGAGAGAAAUACGAUUUUCUUACUACAACUCAAAUCAAUUAAAUAAAAAUGGCUUUUUGGUCUGCUGAGAAUGCUACUAAAGCCUACCUCACUACAUUGAAAACGGAUCAAAGAACAAAAUAACCAAACGUGGCUGAAUUCAUAUCGGCCCUAGCCGCCGGAAAUAACGCAAGAAAGAUCACCGUGGCUUGUGCCGGAGCAGCAAACGCUGACAUCCUCGUUGCCCUAAUCGCUGCGGCUAACCAAACGCGAGGUCAAGUGGUAUGCGUUUUACGUGGCAUCGAGGAACUAAUCAUAUCCAAGAAAAUGUUGGAACCAUCAGAGAUUCAUCAUAUACAAUUCGUAGUCGGAGAACCUAACGACAACGCUCUUAUUAAUGAUCAUUUUGGAGAAGCUGAUUUCGUCCUCGUUGAUUGUAAGAUCAAGAACCACCAAGAUAUCGUUAGAAAGAUCGUUAGUCAACAUGAAGAAAAUGCAAGAACCGGAGGUGGAAGCGGUGUGGCGGUUGUGGUGGGUUAUAACGCGUUUUCGAGAGGAUCUUGGAGGUUUAGCGAUGGGAGGAAAACACAGUUUUUGCCUAUAGGUGAAGGGUUGCUGGUGACAAGGGUCAACGAUGACGGUAGCUAUAACCAGAAGAUGAUGAAAAAGAACGAUGAUGAUUAUCAUCAGCACCAUGACCACGUGAGAAAGAGUAAUUGGGUGGUGAAAGUUGAUAAGUGCACAGGAGAGGAGCAUGUGUUUAGGGUUAGAGUUCCACGAGGAGAAGCAACUAUUGAAGCUUAAAACAAAAAAAAAAAACUAUUGAAGCUUAACUAAAAUCUUAUAAAUGAUUCGGUACUUUAGAGAAAAAAUCACCUCUGUGAUGGUUCAGACGAGUGAGAGUAGUAAGAAGAUUAGUUAUUUUGUAUAAGUAAUUAGAAAGAGUUUUGUUUGGUAUUGGAGUGCUAUGUUUGUGUGAAGUCUUUUUUAUUUAUUUAAAGACUUUUUUCCUUUUUGUAAGUGUGAAUAUAAAGUGAUGUGUGUUUCGUUUUUAA
Molecule: messenger RNA, 1354 nt
Organism: Brassica napus (rape)
Lineage: Eukaryota; Viridiplantae; Streptophyta; Magnoliopsida; Brassicales; Brassicaceae
Exons: 2
Source: RefSeq, a predicted model, not a curated record